AUGGCCGACCCCCGCGUUGAAGAGCUUCCCGAUGAGGAGGUCCCCAACACCAAUGUUGAGAGCGACUCCGAGUCCGAGGGUGAGGUUGAGCCCUCCAUCCCCGGCGGCGCCUCUGUCAUGAUUCACUCUCGCAACGAGAAGAAGGCUCGCAAGGCCAUUGCCAAGCUUGGCCUCAAGCACGUCCCCGGCAUCACCCGUGUCACCCUCCGCCGCCCCAAGAACGUUCUCUUUGUCGUUAGCCAGCCCGAUGUCUACCGCUCCCCCAACAGCAACACCUGGAUCAUCUUCGGUGAGGCCAAGAUUGAGGACUUGAACGCCCAGGCUCAGGCUACCGCUGCUCAGCAGCUCGCUGCCGCCGAGGCCGCCGGUGAUCACGCUGGUCACGACCACGACCACGAGCACGACCACGAGCACGAGAACGAGCUCGGUGCUCCCAUCGAGCCCAAGAAGGAGGAUGAGGAGGAUGAUGGUGAGGAGGUUGACGAGACUGGCCUUGAGGGCAAGGACAUCGACCUUGUCAUGGCUCAGGCUAGCGUUUCCCGCAAGAAGGCUGUCAAGGCUCUGCGGGAGAACGACAACGAUAUUGUCAACUCCAUUAUGGCUCUCAGCAUUUGA
Messenger RNA from Penicillium longicatenatum, 615 nucleotides. RefSeq names its product nascent polypeptide-associated complex subunit alpha. The transcript has 3 exons. The coding region runs from base 1 to 615 and encodes 204 amino acids. Gene Ontology annotation, cellular component: nascent polypeptide-associated complex; cytoplasm. Gene Ontology annotation, biological process: protein targeting to membrane. The record is from RefSeq and is a predicted model, not a curated record. Lineage: Eukaryota; Fungi; Ascomycota; Eurotiomycetes; Eurotiales; Aspergillaceae.